GCACCGCAGUCCGCGCGAGCUGCCGACGUCGGCUUGUUGUCUGACGAUCGCGUCUAUUUGUACGGACGGCGGCUUUCGUAUAAUACCGUAACCACUCUCAGUCGCCUUUGUUUACUCCCCACGCGCGACUAACAGCUGUUCGCAGUGCCAUUACUCUUAGUGCGCUAUCUGUGUUAAAUUAGAAUCAGUGACCGUUCCGUGUUUGUGUUCUGUGUUCAUGGGGCUCGGAGACCGGGCUAGGAGUGUUUGAGUGUGGCACACGGAGCACGCAGCCGUACGGCCAUGGCGGCCACUGCUCGCCGUGAAAUUGACACGGGGGAGGAGGAUAUAGCUGCCAUCGCCAAGCAGAUUUCAGAUCAUGCGGAAGCUAUUUAUCAAACUUGGAAAGCUCGUGGCCUCGCGCCCACGGAGAUACUGUCGUGCAGACCCACGCCCGGACUGAAACUGGCCGAGAGCCUACGGACCAAACCGAAGCCCGAACCGAAGCCUGACUUAAAGCAACGUCCGGAGAUACGGAGAGACCGGCCGGAGUUGCGGUCCAAUAUUCGUACUGAACCAAGAUCGGAGCCAAGACGAGACAUUCGACUGAACCCGGAAAGCGAAACCGUUGAGAUAUCUCAUCCCCCAGACUUAGUACCAGAACGAAACAACGCCGGGUCUGGUAGCAAUACUAGACGCACGGAUUCAGCAGCUAUGAGGCUAGAGGUGGCACGUGAAGAAGAAAGACUCUUAAGGGCGCUCCGUACAGGUGGUAUUGUUGCUGAACGCCCAUCAGAGAGACCUGAUGUCGUGCCUCCAGUUUCACUUGUAGACUACGCUAAAAGCAGAUAUCAGGAUAGAUUAGAUACUGGUGCGAAAAAACCAGCAACGGGAGCCAGUGGAGAAAGAAGGGCUUCUUUUGGUUCUCAUGUGACAGAGGCUAGGUCGAAAUUUGAGGCGCGAGCUCGCCGCGCUUCUAGUGCAGGAACUGGCGAGGCCUCCUCGUCCUCAGGUGCAGGGCCAGUUCGUCCUUUCUUGACGAGGGGCUCCGUGGCUGAGCGGGUUCUCAUGUUUGAAAGAUGUCCCAGCGAAGCAACAUUAGAAUUAGCUAAAAGAAAAUCCCCAGCGACUGCGACGUGGCGAGGAUCCCACGACGUUAUAGGAAGAGCUCAGAGUUAUGCAGCGUCAGCCCCUCAAAAGCCGUCGUCGGCGCCGCCGCAUACAACACUGCAGCGAUCUGUUCGUGCCGCAGGACCGUCCAGGGUCAUACCGCGGUUCCACUUCCCCAAAGGAAGACCUCCACCCGCCCAUCAACAGGAUCACGCCCUACACAAAGUACAGAGCGCCUUCGCAACCUUCCCCAACAGUCAGGUCCCCCGAGAAAGCUUUAAACAUAUUGUGAAAGCGUGCGAGUGUCCACUGUAUUGGAAAAUGCCACUGUUCCUAGCCACGCAGCAGAAACUAAACGCCACUGUUGACGGACACAAAUAUAUCGACUUUUGGAGAGAGAUGACAACACAAUGCCACGACCAGGCCUCGAGGUUCGUAUAUAUCCUGACCCGGGGUAAGAGCAACAGUCUGACGCCGGAGGAUUUCGUUCCCCUGGUUCAGGACGUCGUGGACACCCACCCCGGACUAUCAUUCCUGAAGGAAGCCACAGAAUUCCACUCCCGAUAUGUACAUACUGUGAUCGCUAGGAUAUUUUACUGUGUGAAUCGAACUUGGUCUGGAAGAAUAUCUAUACCAGAACUGAGAAGAUCGAACCUGCUGCAAGUUAUACAGCUGUUAGAAGACGAAGAGGACAUUAAUCAAGUGACGCAAUAUUUUAGUUACGAACAUUUCUACGUCAUCUACUGCAAGUUCUGGGAACUGGAUAAAGACCACGACCUGUUCAUAGACAGACACGAUCUGGCGCGGCACAACGAUCACGCGCUAUCGAGUCGUAUGAUCGAGCGAGUGCUGUCGGGUUGCGUGACCCGUGGCAACCAGAACCGUCUGACAGCGGACGGUGAACCGCGGAUGUCGUACACGGAGUUCGUGUGGUUCCUACUCGCCGAGGAGGACAAGACUCACCCCACCGCCAUCGAGUACUGGUUCAGAUGCAUGGACCUGGACGGCGACGGGUACAUCUCCAUGUAUGAACUGGAAUACUUCUACGAGGAACAGAUGCAAAGAAUGGAAGCCAUCGGCAUAGAAACGCUACCGUUUGUCGACUGUUUAUGUCAGAUGUUAGACAUGGUACAUCCGGCAGAGCAAGGUAAGAUCACUCUAUCUGAUCUGAAGAAGUGCAAGCUGACGCCGAUCUUCUUCGAUACUUUCUUCAAUCUGGAGAAGUAUCUCGACCACGAACAGCGCGAUCCGUUCGCCACACAGAGGGAUUCUGAUUGCGAGAUGUCGGAGUGGGAUAGAUUCGCCGCUGAAGAAUACGAGCUCCUGGUAGCCGAAGAAGGUGGCAGCGACGCGCAGGACCAGAUCUCAUACGAUGAGACCGACGAUGACUGUCUGUCGCCUAAUGUAGAUGACGUCACAAACACGGAGGUUAUAGAAGACUCUAGCGUCGAGGAGUCUACUCUCAGCGAGGGGCUAUCAGCGGCUAGGGGUCGCGACCCCGCCGUAAACCGGACCCCGGCUGGGGGGUUCGUCAACCUAAGCUCCAUAUACUCAAUCGGCAACGAAAAAUGGAACAAAAACCUCCCCGACAGAAAAGACAAACCAAUACCGCCGGAGAAGCCGGUCAGCUUGAUGAUGAUGAACAACAAAAUGGAUAGAUGCGGCCUCGGCAACAACAGCUUCCUCUACUCUCAGCUGUUAAACGCCGGCGGCGCGAGGGCCAAGGAUCCGCCGUCAUACAUGGCGGCCACCGGCGGACAUUUAGCGGACAAGAAUGAUGACGCGAAAAAAACCCCAAAAACUGUGAAGUCGCCAUCGAGCCCGGUGAACGGUGUUAGCAAAAUAUCAGACAAUUACGAGAGAGCCGUCGCGGAGAGACUCAGCCCCCAGCGGGAGGUGGCGAGGUUGAACCGCAGCAGUGUGUUCAGUAAAGUGAAUACCGGUGUAGUGUCUAGUAAAGUGAAAAAAACGCGUAACCAGGAAGACGACGAGGACUACGCCCGAGAGAGCGACGAAUGCUCCAUAUAGAGCAUGUUGCCUCGCCGCUGCGCGUUGCUAUGACUUUGACACCAAAGAUCGCGAAGUGCAAUAAUAGACCGGUGUGAGACGCUGUUUGUUCAUGUUAUGUUUUUGGAGCGUAUCGUGGUUUGUGGUACGUGCCUUGUUUAGAUCGAAUGGUUAAAACGUGGACAUUGUACAGAUUCCAACCGCUCUUCACGGUGUGUUUUAACAUCGCUUCCGAUAGUCGCAUUGUUUUCCUAGUACUAUGGUCGUUUUACAAGGUUUUAUUUAGUGUAGUGGGCAUAAUGAUAUGCAUGUUUCUUUUUCCAAAUAGUGAAAUAUUUAGCGGGACGUAUAUGGCAAAUUAAUAUGAACAAGUUCGUCCAGAAGAAUGUUGCUAAAAUUUUACAGAAUUGGAUCAAUUAGUCUGAUCAUGAUUAACAAGAUGAAUCACUUUGUUGCGUUCCUCUAAAUACGUCACUAUAUUUAGCCUAUAUGUUAUGUCAAACCCAGUACUCUACGAUAAUAGCCUGUAUCUAAGAAAUAGGACUGCGUUAAAUCUAUGUUCCUUUGACAAGGAUUUCUCACUAUAAACCAAUAGAUACUCGUACCUCUCUGACGGCUAUCUUGUUUUAUCGAUCUAUGAUUAAGUAUAAUUUCUCACUGCCAAACAUAUAUAAUUUUUGUUUUUUACAUACAUUAUAUAUAAUUGUAAUGCAAAAACACUUCUUAAUAAAUCAAUCCGUCAUCGCAAAAAUCAUAUCAUCACUCCAUCCACAGAUAAAUAUUUUGGAUACGAAAAUAAAAAUGUAGAUUAAAUAACCACGGCCGUGCUUUUUUUGAUAGGAAAUUAGAAAACACGCACAGAUAUUGAUUUAGAUAAAAUAUUUUUCUAAAGGGCCUCCUUAAACGUUAAAGCUAGAUAAAUAGUGUCAAAUUAAUACAAUAAUAAUAAUAAUAAUAAUUUAGCACUAUAUUAAAUUAAUUGAAACGUGUAGAUCUAUCAUAUUUAUUGCAAGUAUUAAAUUUUUUAAAUAUUUUGUGUAGUUUUGUAUGAAGGUAGCGAAUAGUUAAAAAAAUAUUCUUAAUAAUUCACCACGUAGCUAUACGAGAAUCUCAUUUUUUAUUGAAAAUAUGUCUUAAUUCAAAGUAUUGAUCCAUUCAACGUAUACUUUUUACGAUUAUAUUUUUUGUCUGUGGGUCACAGAUAAAAAAUGUCGCAUUGUCUUAAAUUGUAUUGUUUAUUAUUUUUUUAUAUAAUCUUCAACGAUUUCACUUUAUCGUCUUAUUUGUCCUUCCGAAUGUUUUAUCAUGUGAAUUACUUAUCUGUUUUAAAAUACCGGAAUUAUAUACAAGAAUAAUCAGGUUCAGCUGUAAAUAUGCUUGGAAGUUGUAGAUAAUUCUAGGUAGGUCUCGUUUCUCUCUAGUCUACAGGGUGCUGAACACAAACCUAUAGGUCUACCCAGAUGAAUACUUUAAUUUACACUACAGAUAUACCAACAACGGCCAAAGAAUCGGUUGUUUGAACUACCUAUGUUGAUUUAUCAUUUUUAGGUUAUGAGUUGAAUGUUUUUUUAGAUUAAAAGUUUUUAUGAUUGCGUUAUUUUUAAGUUAUAAAAUUAUGUUUACAAUUAUUACUAUAAUAUUGUAAUUUAAUGUAAGCCAAAUUAAAAAUAAUGUAAACACGCCUAAUUCAUAACAAUCUGACGUUACUAAUAACUAGUCAUUUCAAUUUCUUUUUAACAAAUCAAUGAACUAACCAAUCGUAUUAACCAAAACUAUUGUUCGCAUAUAAUUUUUUUUACAAAUUUUAUAAAAACGUUGUAAGUCUUAAUAUACUUUUAACAUUCGAUCUUGAUUUUGUCGAAAUCGAUCAAAUUUAUAGUUAAUUUAGUUAUAGAGUAUUAAUAAGUUUUUAAAACAAACUUGAAUUGACAUCGUUGAAGUUCAUUUGAAUUUAAGUAUAUUUUAUUAGUAUUAUGAUAUAUUUGUAUCAUUAUUUUUAAGAAAAUGCAACUAAUUUAGGUUAAUAGUUAAAAAUGUCUUACUUCAGGCGUGUGUUUAGUUUACGAUGUAUCUGAGAGGGAUUUUUCCAAAUAGCACCUUAUAUAAGAGGUUAGUUUUAAUAGAAUUGUAGCGGAAUACGAGUUAAUGUUUAUUGUUUGUACAAUGUUUACUAUUAAUUUAUUUUAUAAGGCAAAUAAAAGCCUAAUAUUAAGCCAACGAUAUCUUCCACGUGCCCCAAGUCACUGACAUGUAUGAGUGCCAUUACCAACAUUAUAAAGAUAGAUUACUAAAGAAAAGUUUUAAUAUAUGAGUUUGUGAAUUAUUUUGAAUAUAUAUUUACUUGCAUUUUGGUUUUACAACGUCCUCACUAUGAUGAAAUAUUAUAUAUAUUAUAAAUCAUAUUAUGUUAAGUAAGAUAAUUUUCCAAUAAUAUUUUAUGGGUACUAAAACAAUUUUGUUUAAGUUAACAGUUUGUAACUGAAAUAAUUAUAACUUUUCGAUUAAUCGAAACUCGAUACAUGAAUUUCGUGUCUCGUAAUAAUAAUAUUUAAAAUUGUUUAUAUAAUGUCAAUAUUAAACUAAUUCGAAAAGAUUUCGAUGUUAUAAAUAUGUUUUACUUGGUAAUCUUGCUCUCGAUUAUGUAUUACACAAUGUUUACUGUUUUGAUCGUGUAUUACGCAACUUAAAAAUAUUAAUUAAGAAUUAAGUGUACACGUCAGAUUUUUACAAGUGUUGGAAAAGUCAAAGACGUAGAUUUGUUGUGUUUCAAACUACAGGUGACAGACCUAGUUAAUUAUCCUAAUAAAGUACAUUAUGGUAUUAAUUAA
Molecule: messenger RNA, 5924 nt
Organism: Danaus plexippus (monarch butterfly)
Lineage: Eukaryota; Metazoa; Arthropoda; Insecta; Lepidoptera; Nymphalidae
Product: serine/threonine-protein phosphatase 2A regulatory subunit B'' subunit beta-like
Exons: 11
Coding region: 283-3117 (944 amino acids)
Biological process (GO): protein dephosphorylation
Cellular component (GO): protein phosphatase type 2A complex
Molecular function (GO): protein phosphatase regulator activity; calcium ion binding
Source: RefSeq, a predicted model, not a curated record